Symbiodinium sp. CCMP2456 is the source of this 693-nucleotide messenger RNA. Lineage: Eukaryota; Dinophyceae; Suessiales; Symbiodiniaceae. The record is from the annotation of a GenBank genome assembly.
AUGCUGGCUCGGCUGGUCGCUCUGGCGAUCACCAUUGUGGAUGGCACGCGGGUGUCUACUCAGGGGAACCUGGCCGCGGCGAAGGAUCAGGAGCAUCCGAUAUCGCAGUUCCUUGAGGAGUAUCUGAAAGGAAACCAAGCUCGGCAGAACGAACGGAUCCUGUCGUUUAUGGCCUCGCUGCAGGAGGAGCAGCUUGCCAAGACGAAGGAGUUCUUGCAGACCUUGCUGCAGGACGAAGAGACGGAGGCGGCAGAGGAGCUCGUCGCCGAGACGAGCGUGCCACCUACUACUACAACCACGACGCCAGACAUUUCUUUGGAAAUGGCCGCCAGGAAGGGCGACGUGGCGGCGCUCGCAGCGUGGCGUCAGGCCGGCUACAAUUUGAGUUCCGUGAUAUCGAACACCUGGGAUGGAAAUACACCGGCGCACUUUGCCGCACGUGGCGGCCAUGUGGAAGCGCUGAAGUUCCUCCAGGAGGCUGGAGCCGACCUGCAGGGGCUGAACCUCAACCAUCGUACCCCGGCCCAUCUGGCCGCAUACGCUGGCAACGCGGACGCGCUGCGCGUCCUCAUUGAGGCUGGUGUCAACCUCAAUGUCAAAGAUAAUGACGGAGAUACACCGGCCGACGACGCAAAGCAUCAUGCAGAGGCACUGAAGCUGAUCCUGGAGGCUGGGGGCAGACGAAGCAAGUAG